GGAAGCCCGGCCGCUGCGGGAAGAUUCUCUAUUCCCGGACGACGAAGCGAGUCUGGUGUUGCGGAAGUUGGCGAAGCAGCAAGUAGCGGAAGUUGCAGGCGGGGAGGACUUCUAUUCCGGGGGCUCAUCUGAAGCUGCUGCUGUAUCCGACGUCGUCAGGACGCAGGUGGACUUGGCGAAGCAGAAAAGGGAGCAUGAGGAGGAGAAAAUGAAGAAGAAGAAAAGAAGGCUGCAAAGCGGAGGUUUUCAUCAACAAGCAGCAGAAUCAGACGCAGAGAACAAGCGUCUUCUCUCCACGUCCCAGGUGAUGCUCAGUGUCGAGUACGAUAUGACCAUUUCUCGCAACUCCGUCGGCCAGUCCGACAGCAUUGCUGAGCCGGACGCGCUGUAUACGAGAGACAAAGACGCGUUCUUGAAGGCGCAGGACGAGUCCUUCUCCGUUUCCUCACUGGUGAACAUCGCUGAGGCGAUAAGUUCAGAAAUCAACUCGAAACUCCAGACGUUUGGCUCGUUAAUCGUCUCUGAGUUAACCACAGCAAUCGCCGCGGACCCGGUGUUAUCCGCGAGUGCGGAUGCCUUUGCGAUCGGUUUUGCGGAUGUGAAGGUGAUGGAUUUGGUGCAGACGACCGAUACCGGGGAGUCUUUAGCGCUGGCGGUUUUUCCGGAGGGAUUUACAUUGACGUCGACGACCACAACGACAACCACGACGACGUCGACGACCACAACUUAUGUCGGGGGAAAUCUUGUUUCUGUUUGCACUCUGUUGCAGUAGACGAGUUAAGUUGCAAUGUUACCACACUAAAUCAACGCGUCAAUCUUUGUAUGUUUCCGUGAUGAUGUCCAUGCUUUUGCUUCUGCAUUAGAAGACAUUGCAUAAAAAUUGCAAAUUGAUAUUCGCUGCUACUCUUUACUCUACCUGAUUUCACCGCUUCCAUACCCGAACCACGACCUUCACAAGUUGGCCGGACGUGAUCGACGAAUUUGCGAAAAUUCGGAUUCCGCACUUCAAGAUGGUCGGAUUCGUGGGGGAGGUUGUCGGCCCUGGCGGAGAUUUGGAUGCCAUUUCUGGUGGUGCGCAACAAAAUACGACACAAGCGACCGGAUCGUCUGCCUAUUCCUCCUCAAUCUCCGGCGCGACGCAGGCAACACAGA
This is a messenger RNA of Amoebophrya sp. A120, 1152 nucleotides long. NCBI's taxonomy places the organism in Eukaryota, Dinophyceae, Syndiniales, Amoebophryaceae. The record is from the annotation of a GenBank genome assembly.